This is a messenger RNA of Phragmites australis (common reed), 1090 nucleotides long. RefSeq names its product adenylyl-sulfate kinase 3-like. Gene Ontology annotation, molecular function: ATP binding; adenylylsulfate kinase activity. Gene Ontology annotation, biological process: sulfate assimilation. The transcript is spliced from 7 exons. Bases 121 to 978 code for a protein of 285 amino acids. The record is from RefSeq and is a predicted model, not a curated record. Lineage: Eukaryota; Viridiplantae; Streptophyta; Magnoliopsida; Poales; Poaceae.
UAUCGAAGCAAGCCGGUGUGCGAUUGUUCGUAUAUAUAGCACUCGACCGGCGGUCACCAAACGCCGUCGCUUGCGCGCCCAGACCGCCGGCCGGCACGUAUAUAUAAUACACAUCCCGCCAUGCUCGCGAGGGCUGCUUCCCGGCCGUGCUCCGGCGCCGGCGAUGUCCCGUGCCGCCACGCACCGAGCACGAGGCCGUGGGGGCCUGUUGGCCUAGCCCGUGGAGCUGCGAGGAGGGGCCAAGGAGCUGUCGUCAAGCUCGUCGCCGCGAGGCCGGCGACGCUCGUGGCGGCGGCCACCGACGGGAAGCAGAUCGUCAAUGGGUCGGCCGUCGCAGGCAUCAGCAAGCUUGUGACCUCGACUGUUGGAAAAUCGACAAAUAUCCUGUGGCAUGACUGCCCUAUAGGGCAGCAUGAGAGGCAGAAGCUAAUGAACCAGAAGGGUUGUGUUGUGUGGAUCACUGGCCUAAGUGGUUCAGGAAAGAGCACGCUCGCAUGCGCGCUGAGCCGCGAGUUGCACUCUAGAGGGCAUCUGACAUAUGUUCUCGACGGUGACAAUCUCAGGCACGGGUUGAACCGGGACCUCAGCUUCAAAGCAGAGGACCGGGCUGAAAAUAUACGCAGAGUAGGAGAAGUUGCAAAGCUAUUCGCGGACGCUGGCCUGAUCUGCAUUGCUAGCUUGAUAUCGCCUUACAGAAGUGAUCGAAGAGCUUGUCGCAGUUUACUGCCGAAUUCUUCAUUCAUAGAGGUGUUUCUGAAUGCUCCGCUUGAAGUAUGUGAAGCGAGGGAUCCGAAAGGCCUGUACAAGCUUGCCCGUGCCGGCAAAAUCGAAGGGUUUACUGGAAUAGAUGAUCCUUAUGAACCACCUUCUGAUUGUGAGAUAGUGAUACAGUGCAAAGUUGGGGACUGCCCUUCACCUAAAUCAAUGGCUGAUCAAGUAGUGUCGUAUCUCGAAGCAAAUAGUUUCUUACAGGAAUAAAGAUGGAUGCUUGCGGCACAUUUUCUGCGGAAAUUGGAUUGCCAAGGGUACAUGUCUAUGUACCUUCUGUUGAUGUAUCACCCUUCAGAGUCAGAUCAUAUGGUUCAUCACA